AUGGCUCAAUGGUACAUGGCGCCAACUAAAAUAUCAAAAUUUGAUACGGCUAUGAAUAUUAAGUGUUGGAAAUGUAAAUUAAUUACGGAAUUACAUCCAUAUGUGCUGGUCAUGUAAAAAAGUGUUUGUGGUGUGGAAGUGGGCUCAGUAUAUUAUUCAUACAUUUUGGGGUGUUAAAAUAUUGCCAAUGGCCAAAAUUAAAUAAAAUAGAACAAUUUCUAAUUACUCAUUGUUUAAUAGCUUGUAAAAUAGUGAUAGCAAGAAAUUGGAAGGGAGACGCCCCCUUUAACAUCAAGUUAAUAACAAUACAGUUGGUUUACCAACUUAGAAUGGAGAAGGAUCACUGCAGAUUUAUGAAUGACAACUGGAACCUUUGGGAUAGUUGGGAAAAAAAACUACUACAAAUGUAAUAUCAAUACCAUCUGAAUUGUGAUAGAGGGGUCGGUAGUCUGGAGAACUCUCGUGGGGGGGGUGGUUUUUCUGUCUUUGUUCGUGUAUAUGAAUGUUUUACUAUUUUAUGUAUCAAUGUAAUUUUGGUGACAAAUUCAAUAAAAAGAUUAUUGAAAAAAAAAAAAAGAAGAAAGGAAUUAAAGGCGACACACACCUAGAACCACAGGCUGUCAGCUGUCAUACUGUAUGUUCAUAGAAUGAGUCCAUUGGUUAACCCAGUUACCACAUUAACCACAUAUAAUAAUUCCUCCCAUUGAUCUGAUUAAUCUAGACAUAGCCAUGUUAAAAGGGAGAGAUUAGUACAUUGGACUUCUAGAACCCUACAUGAUUAACAACUAAUGUAACUGCUGAUAAUUUGAAUAAGGGUUAAUUUAUCUGGCUCUGUGUAUGUUUAAAGGAACCAUAACACUCUUAUGUUACAUUGGCCUGUUUGGAUUUUCCAAGAUUAUGACCUUAAAAUUUAUGUUUCUAGCCAGUCCUCUGCCAGAAUCAAUCCCUAAGUAAAUACCGGUGAGAAGUUGGUGUAUUUCGUGUCAUUGACCUAGAUUAGCCCUGCUUCCUGACUACGUGUUUCUGGUACCCAGGGUUUUUAAAUUGAGUUUUGAUUUUUCUCUCCUGCCUGACAUAGUGUGAACACCACUGUGGCUCCCCUGCUGUUUGCCGACCAGUUCCUGGAAAUCUCCACCUCUCUUGCCUCCGAAUAUCUGUACGGAUUGGGGGAACAUCUCACCUCCCUCAAUCAUGACCUCAAAUGGAACCGACUUACGUUCUGGAAUCGAGAUCUCAUUCCUGCGGUAAGGAGUUGUGAGACUCCAGAAUGUCUCUUCUAAAUCCUAUAGAGCAGAAUCGAUGGGAUUGCCAUCUAUUCUCAGUCUCAAUGUAUUUUCCUUUAGUACAGUUAGGUACAAUAGAAAAAAUAUCUGAAUCACCACAUAAGGUUUAUAAAAUUGAUCUUUAAUUAAAGAGCGUAUUAUAGGGAAAUGCAAGUAUUUGUGUAGAAGUGACCAGGGAUCAAAGUGAUAAUAAUGUGAUUUUCUCUGUGUCCUGGUGAUGUGAAUAAAACUCGUGUUCUAAGUCAUUCAUAGUUCGUCUGUGGGUUGAAAUUUAUCUUACGAAACCCCUUUCACUCAAAUCCUGCUCUCCCCAAAAUUAGAAAAGAAAAAUCAUCAAGCUAAUCAUUGUAAUUUACAUCAUCCUAGUUAGGGUAUGGUCUCUUUAAAGGAAGGAAUUAUCAAUCUCCCAUAUUGAACUAUUCUCAAACCAAUUCACAUUAAAAACAGUGGUUGUAGGAAGUCUAGUGGGAGUGGGUAGUGGAAGUAUUGUUAGAUUGAUGUAAUGGGAGUAGGAAUCCUGGAAUAGCUGUUAUAGAGAAGUGUUAGUGGAUAGUGGGAGUAGAAGUCAGGGAGGAAUGGGCAGGGGAAGGAGCAUUUCCUGGUGACGUAGCCUGGGGGGGGGUUAAUGAAUUCUGAAUUACUGUACACACAGUCCAGUCGUUGCCGCCUGGUCCGGGGCAGAUCCGGACACAUCCAGGUUUGUUUAUGUAAUUCCACCUAGUUAGCACUAAAACAAAUCCUCCAUCUACGGAUAAGCUUGGACAGUUUACCCUUUGUAUAGUAAAACUACUUAAUGAAAUUGCUUGUUCAAAGUUUAAGUUAAUAACAAACUGCCGGUAAUUGUUGACUUGUGUUGAUUGUCUCUCUGUGACUCGUUUUUGGAAAUACUUAGAACCAUUAAAUAUUCGUCUCAGCGAUUUAAUACACAAACCGUAGAAAUGCAAACAGAAAUAUGUCAGAGUAAGGGGAUAUGUUUGAAUGAUAGAAGAUCAUUUUGUUUUUCCUAAAUAAAGGUCAGAUCCAGAAGGGGAAGCAACCAAGCAGGGCCAAUUGCAAGUAAAAGUGAUGAUGUGGCCAGCUAUAUAGUGGUUAACGAUUAAAUGAUCGUUUAUUUACAUCACGAUCAAGCUAAACAUUAUCAGACUGUUUCGGAUUUAACCAAAUGUAAAGCUACAUAACUUGUGCUUGCUUGCAAAUUGAAUAGUUGUAGAAGCAGGGGAGGGCUGGCAGCCUUAGGCCUGGGGGGCAAAUCCAGUCAAGUGGCCCAUUGCACCAAGAGGUGAGUAAAAACACCUUUCCCAUGUGAUUGAAAGGGGGGGGGUUGGGGCAGUCACCUAAACAGACACUCAAUGACAGGCACACACUAAAAAACUCACACUCACUGACAGGCACACGCACACACUCACUAACAGGCACACAGACACACACAGAAAGACACACUAUUAUAGGCAUACUGACUAAGACAGACAUACUGACACAAACACACAGACAAACUGGCACACACACAGAGACAUACUUGCACACACACACACACAGACAUACUGGCACACACAUAAACAGACAUACUGGCGCACACACACAAACAGACAUACUGGCUCACACACACAGACAUACUGCCGCACACACACAGACAUACUGACGCACACACGCACAGACAUACUGACACACACACAUACAGAGACAUACUGACACACACAGACAUACUCAUACACACACAUACACCCAAACCUUACACUUUAAAAACCAGUAGACAGGGGCUGAGUAGGGGGACAGGGGCUGUAGUGGAGGGUAUAAGCUGUAAUUGGGGGUUUAGGAAAAGUAAGGGGAGGAUAGGGGCUGAAGCAGGUUGAUGGCUACAAUUUGGGAAAUGGGCUGUGGUGUGGGUGAUAUGGGUUGCAAUUGGGGGAGUGGAGCUGUAGUGGGGAUGUUAUGGGGCUGUGGGGGCAUGGGGCUGAGGAAGGGGCAGGAGCUGAGAGAGGGGAAAGGAGCAGGGAAAUGGUUGGACAGGGGCUGAGAGGGGAGGACAGGGGCUGAGGAAGGGGGAUAGGGGCUGAAGAAGGGGAUAGGGGCCAUGGGUGUCUCCAGUAGGUCUGUUAGCAGAUCUCCCACCCCUCGCCAGAGUGUUUGUAUUUUCGUGCAUGUCCACCACAUGUGCACGUAGGUGCCCCAUUCACUGCAGCCCCGCCAGCAGAGAUUGGUAGCCCCCAAGCCCAUGCGGUAUAAUGUGGUGCGUGUGGUGUACCAGCACAUCAUUGUUUUGAUCGCUUGCUCCUGGACGCCAACACUGAUGGAAACUUUGGAGGCCGCUUCCCAUAUAUGCUGCCACACCCCACUCUCUUGCACCUCCCCGAGGUCCGCCUACCACCGGUCCGUGUAGGUCAAGUUACCCCAUUCUGCGAAUUCGGAACUAAUCUUGUUGUAUAUGGUGGUUAUGAGGCCUUUGCUUCCCGGUUCCUGGUUGCAGAGCCUUUCAAAGAAUGUUGGGGUUCGCUCUGCCGCCACUCUUACAUUGCUUCGUGUCGCGAAGUCUCGCAAUUGCAGGUAUCGGAAAAAGUCCCUUGGCGCUAAGGGCUGGUGUAGCGAAGGAAACAAAUGAGUGGUUUACGUAUAGGUGUUUGAACCUCUGCAGGCCAGCUUUCUCUAAGCCAGUGAAGUCCCUCGCUCUGAUGCCAGGUGGGAAGGCCCUAUUUCUCAGGUAGGAGGUCAUAGGGGAUGGGUCCGAAGUUAGGGCAAGCUUUUUCUUAACUCUGUCCCAUAAGGUGAUAGACGUCAGUAUGGGCAGUCAGUUCUAGGUAGAGCCCUGUGUUGUUUGUCCGUCCAUAUGUAGAACUGCGGGAGAGGCAUAUAGGCCUUUAUGCUAUGGGGUCCUAACCUUGCCCUUCCCAGGUGCAAUAGUUAAAAAACUUAUGAAAAUAAUCUGUGCCGAGUGUAAAAAUAGUAAAAGAAAAGAAAUGAAUGUAACCAUAAACAUAAACAGUCGGGAACUGUGGUCUUUGUAAGUGUUGGUUUGGUGAUCCUAGGGAGGAUUUGGAGGACAGGGCUCAGCAUUGUAGAGAUUCAAGUUGCCCCUCUUGUAUGCGCUGGACCCUGAGCUGUGCGGGUUGUAAACUCUGAUAUGGUAGAUGGAUUUAGCUGCGACAGGCCCAAGCUUCCCGCUCUCGCAGUAUCUUCUAGGCCCAGGUCCUGCAUGAUUGAUUGCAGCUCUGAGAGUGUUUUCACACGAUAGUGGUGUCUAGGUGCAUGAAGAGGAGCAUCUUCAGCAUCCUCCAUCUGUAUUGAAUUUUCCGCUGGCAGAGGGUGAGUAAAAGUGGCUACAAGGCCAUGCUCCAUGUGAUUGCACUAGGAGUAAGGUCCAAGAAGAACGACAGGGACGAACCCUUCAACAGGUAAUCCUGGAGUCGUAGGUGCUUGAUGAGGCUCCAAAAAGGUAAGGUGAGAGUUGGCAUCUGCAAUGGCUUCCUUGACAAAGGCCAUGCUGUCCACAAUAUUCGUCCGAGGUUCCACCAGCAUUAGUAGGUCUGUUGUGACCGGGUCUCCCGUGGAGGGAAACUUGUUGCUGUGUCCCGUCUGUGGUCUAGCUGAGGCCCUUUCCCCUGGGUCAAAUGGUGUGUCGUCCAAUGAGUAAGAGGAUUCCUCUUCAGCCAACGCCAUUUUGUCUCAUAUAAACUUUUAGGAACCACGCAGGAGUUUUCCUAUGUCCCUGUUUUUUUAGCCCUUUAUCUGCUCUCUGUUUUUUGCUUUUCCUCCCCAUGUCACCGUCUCCCAGUGAAUGAGGGCUAUUAUAGUCAGGUAAAUGCCAGUUAUCACCCCCAAAAUGCUGUUGUAGUGCAUUAGGACUCGAAGCACAAGAAAACGUUGAGCUGCUGGCUCUGCACCUUGUCAACAUUUUUAAUCACUCAGAAGCUCAGAAACACAAAAUUUAAGAAUAGACAUGAGUCAUUUUAACCUAUGUUACUAUGUAACUAAUAAUAUAUAUUUUAAGAAAACCUUUGUCUAUAAGGUCUGUGGUUUGAUCCAUUGCAGGUCACCAGAUAAUGUCUGACUGAUUCGGAUCACUUUUUGUCUCCUCAGAAAAAUUCCAACUUGUACGGGACUCAUCCUUUCUAUCUUUCCAUGGAGAAGGAUGGCUCUGCCCAUGGCGUCUUCCUUCUCAACAGUAAUGCCAUGGGUAAGUAUAAGGUUUAGUUGCACUGCCAGUAGGGGUAGAUGUGAUUUUUCUGUAUUAGACAAGUCGAUCACAAUAUAAUUAAAUGGACAUUCUAAGCAUCAUAACAUCUUCACCAUAACGAAGUUGUUACAGUGCCAGGAGGUCUUGGUUUUAUCAAACUUGCAAAGACAGCUCCUAUUCACUCUACUCAGAUGAUGCUCCCAACCUGUCGCUUGCUCCCCAUUUAUAAACAUGAGUGAACAACUGUAAGCUCGUUUGAGCAGGGUCCUCUUUAACCUAUCGUUCCGGUAAGUUUUCUUGUAAUUGUCUUAGUUAUAGUUAAAUCCCCCUCUCAUAAUAUUGUAAAGCACUACGGAAUCUGUUGUCUCUAUAUAAAUGACAAUAAUAAUAAUAAUAAUAAUAACAAGGUUCCUCCAAGUUUGUAAGUCCUAAAUGGUUUAAGCUCUUAAGGUGAGAAAGCAUCUGUGACCUCCUGGCAACAUAACAACUUCAUUAGAUUAAGUUGUUGUCUUGAUGCCUAGAGUCACCGAUUAAUGACCAUGUAAUCUCCUUUAUAUUUUGAAAAUACACUGGUUGGGUAUUUGAUCAGUAUUUUUUCAAGUUUUUUAAUUGUUUUAAUUACUCUAGACUUAAUCAUUUGAAAUCUGUCACUUACUCCCCCCACCCAGACCUUUUUUCUUUCUCCAUUUUUAGCUCCCUCCAUCUAGUGGACCUGGCAGUCAAGGGUCCCCUGAAAUUCUUGGCUCUUAAAGGGUUUUACCCACUUUACUCUUUAGUUCCAAAUUUAUGUUUAUUUUUAAACAAUUUAGCACAUUUCUUUGAAUCGGGUUAUCAAAGUGCUUGCAUGGCCAGGAACAGAGUUCUGAUUCUUUCUAAUAUAGAAAGUUGAUAUCUCUGAUUCCCAAAGUAUAUAUGACUGUUCUGUAUCCUAUUUCUAGAUGUCCUGUUGCAGGAAGCUCCCGCACUGACCUGGAGAACCACAGGAGGGAUCUUUGACUUUUAUGUUUUCCUGGGGCCCGAACCUAAAUCCGUGAUCCGACAGUACCAUGAGGUCAUCGGUAAGCGCCCCAUAACCACUGGAUGUCUAGAGAGACUGGAGAGAUUAUUAUGAUCAUGGCAUGAUCAGUACCACAGAAUUUUGUCUGUGCAUGGACAAGAGAUAACAGGAAGGAUGGAUGAACAGUUGAAUGAAUGGAUGGAUGGAUAGAUGGACAGAUGGGUUUUUGUCACUGUUCCAUAUUUUAUAUGUAUGUAGAACUUAUCUCAGUCUGCUGCUGCUAGCAAGUCCUUAUUUUCUGAGAUUGUAGUCAAACGUCAUAAGAAGAGCAUUCACUCGGUGUAGGACUUUCUUUGUGCAACAAGCUUUUCAUGGACUGAAAUCUUUGAUGUGAAACAGAUUACAAUGUGUUUUUGGAGCUAGUUCUACCAUUCAAAUAUCACUUCAUUACCUUCAUGGAUUAGCUGAAUCUAAUAUAAGAAACGCAUUGAUACACAAACUAAAAAAAGGUUGAAAAUUCUAGAACUUUAUAGGACUUUACCAAAUAAAUGUCAUUUAUUUCAUAAAGUAGAGGUUAAUGGGUAUUUGAGGAUAACCGACUCUCCUUGCAGGUUUUCCUUUCAUGCCACCUUACUGGGGUCUUGGAUUCCACCUGAGUCGCUGGGGAUAUACAUCGACCAAAAUGACUCGGGAAGCUGUGGAAAACAUGACAGCUGCCGGGUUUCCUCUGGUAAGAGGGUCUCCCAAUGCUCAAUAUGUCAUAACAUUAUUACCCUGGCUUUCUGGGGUAAUUUCAUAAACUAGAAAUAAUUCAUAGACACUGAAAGGCUGCAUCUUGACAGUGGAAUUUGUAAACCAAAAAUAAACCAUACAUAAAGCGGAGAGCUGUGUGAGUUUUAUUUCACUUAUUUUUAUGUCUGGUUUAUUAUAUUCAGUGAGCGCGAUGUGUUUUCCAUUUUAUCUUUUGUAGAUCGCUCUGCUUGCCUUGUGUUCAGCUACUGUGUUAAGUAUUAUAUGUGUGUUCACAUUUUUUGGGGGGUGUAUUAUUACUUUUUACUUUCACAAUUACUACAGGUGUGUAAAUGGGAUACACCUAACAAUACACCCCUCUUUUUCUAUUUUCUUUAUUUGAAGCGCCAACACACUUUGCUCUAUCUUUAACACCAAAAUAAAUGUCAACGAGAUUUAUUCCAACGUUUCUACCCAACUUCAGGGUCUUUGUCAAAGACCCUUUAGUAGGGUCAAAACGUUUCCUGGUUCCACAAUGGUGGAAUAAAUCUCUUUGACAUUUAUUUUGGUGUUGUGGCUCAUUAUUGUGUUUGUUUUUUUAAACUGUAUGUUAGAUAUUGGGUGGAGACUUUGGAGAUUUGCACCCAAAUACCUAGUAGAGUGCUGGCCCUCCCUACUGUUUUGUAUCAGUGAUGCUGAUGUCAGAACAGAAAAUAUUCCCAAUUUGGGUUUAAUCGUGAGGGCCACAUUUCUUACUCAAUUGGUACUCCGUAGACCAGCUUGUCUUCCACCUGGAUGACUUAGAAUGAAAAAUAUUUCCCCCGGCCAAUGAAACAUGCACGCUGACUAUAUAUUUUUUUCUAAUCUACAGCUGAAAAAAUGUUUAACACUACAGAGACAAUGUAACAUUAAAAGCAAUUGUCAAAAACAAUGAAUACAAUUGAGUUUUGCAUUCAGGGCUUUUGGUGUCUCCAUCAAAGCAGCUUUGAACAAGCAUAAACGGACCCUUUACUUGUCCAGAAGGUCGAAAAACAAUACAAGCAAUUUUAAAUAGUAGUCUGGCAACAGAGGGAACUGAAAAUUACUUUUAAAAAAAAUAUGAUGAAUGCUGAACGCACCACACAGUAAAGGAUACAUAGCGAAGUAUCGAGCACCAACAUGUAAUCGCAGGAGAGGGGGGAAGAGAGAGGAGAAAAAAAAAAAAUAUAACCGUAACCUAAUAACAAGGCACAAACACCACCGGGAAAUGAGGCAAUUAGUAAUCUGGCUAGGUACGCAACAAAAUACCUUCACCCAAACAGAUUCUAGUACCCGAAACUAAAACAGACCAAAACAAAGGUAGAACUCACAACAAAAACAUGAAGGGGCUAGGAGACGCAUCAAAAAGUGUAAAAAGUGUAAAAUGUGUAAUGUGUAACAAAGUUAACAAACCAACCGCUGUAACCUGCAACUUGUACCCUGCACCCCUCCCUUUAUCUUUUGUACCCCCUUACCCCACCCAUACUGUUUUGUGAUAUGCAAUUGACUAAACCAAAACACGAAUAAACUUCAAGUUGUAAAAAAAAAAUAAAAAAAAAUAUGAUGAACGUCAAUAGAACUUUGAGAUGUUCUAAAAUGUAACCAGUUGGUACCUCUUGUUAGUGGAUUGUAUUACAGAAGAUCCAUGACUUUGAUUACCAAAAGAAUUGUCAGAAAUAUUCCUUUGGUUCUAAUUAGUCUCUACAAUACCCACUUUAACACUUACUACUCCAGAAUUUCCUUUAACUUUCCUCUCUUUUAUUUAUUAUAAGUCACACACAGAACAUGGUGCAUGAAUCUCCUAGAUGCUGUUUUUGGUGAAUAGGGAUUAAGCUUGGUCUUCAUGUAGAAUCUUCACCUUUGUGCACUACUUUUUUUUUAAUAUCUCCUUUUCAUGUUGUUUAUAAUGUUUCUACUUUUCUCAUCUGUAAUGUGUCUCCUUUAUUAAAAAAAAAUAUUAUUAAAAGCAUAAGCAACAUUAGUUAAAGUAUGUGCACGUAUUUCAUAUGGAUUUAGUUUGUGGAAGCAGGCCGAGGAGGAGAUGAAUCGUUCUUACUGUUUCUCUGUCUCCAAUUAAGGACGUCCAGUGGAAUGAUAUCGAUUACAUGGACAGUUACAGGGAUUUCACAUAUGACCCGAAAAACUUUGGCGAUUUUCCAGAAAUGGUGAAGGAGUUCCAUGAACAAGGAAUUAAAUAUGUUCUGAUUGUGGUGAGAAUCCAGAAUCUGGUCUGUGUGGGCGCAGAGUGCUUUGUGGUUUAUUUGAAUAUUCAUGUAUUAAAUCCCACUUCUAUUUGACUCCAGAAAAACAAACAUUGUAAUGUCUGAGAAAGUGUUACAUUUGCUCCAUACUAGUGGGAAACUGAGAUAUUGCAGUGUUUUUCACCCAUUUCUACCACCACAUUUCAGGAGCCAGCAAUCAGUAGUACAACCCCUCCUGGGACGUAUCCUCCAUACGACGAUGGACUGAAGAGAGGCGUGUUUGUCACCAAUGAGACCGGGGAACCCCUUGAGGGCAAGGUAAUAACCUAGGAGGGCACAGAAUUUCUAAUGGUGGCAAUUUAUGAAUCCAUGUCUUUUUAGUUAUAGUUCCCAUACUAGUCGCUGUAGUGAGAAAGCAUUCUGACACCUAAAAAAAGAAGUAAAAUGCUUAUAUGGUCACCUGUACAAAUGGGUAGGGCCACUACCUUAAUCACCUGGUUUAAGAACUAACUUCAGUUUGGAAGUUCUUUACCAACUUUAUGCAAACUCAAUGAGGUGAAACGCACUGAAAUUCUAUCUGGCGGUUUCCUCUAUCAGGAGCCUGCGUCCAUGAUGUGCACUUGCGCAUGCACAAGAGUAUUACUCUCAUUGUGUACAUUAUGGAAGAUUAUGUGUGAUCUUCUCCAGAUGACAUCACAAACUCACAAUGUGAGGCUGUCGUUAGAUACUUUAACAGUGUAAGAGCUGAAAGAGACAGAACGUGGUGCAUACAAGGACACAGCACAAAUAGUCCUUUCUUUAUCUCAUGUUUGCGUUCUGGUUGUGUUGAUAUUUCAAUAAAUUUUCUCUAUUUACAUGUUUUUCACGUUUUCUAUUCUUUUCUAUUUUUUGAAAAUGUUAAAAGUGGCAUUACAGCUUUAAAACAAUAGAAUUUAUUAUUUUCACCAUUGUGUGGUUCUUUCUAAAUGUCAUGGCAGUCUCCUAUAUUUACAGAAUUACUGGUUCAGUUAUACUUUCUAUAAUACUUAAAAAUUGAGUUACUUUUGUUUUUUAAUUUUGACCAUUAGUUUUCUAUUUGUAUGCUUUUUCCAUCCUGUGUAAAAAUAAGUUUUCGGUUCAUGCUUUGUCAUUCAAAGCCACUGAUUGUUCUUUGUAUAAAUCAAUUCUGGGUCAAAGUUCUGGAUGGGAAGCCGAUGGAAUGUUACUGCUGAACCACUUUUAAAGCCUUUCCCCAUUAGCUAUCUCAGAGGUCCAUUGCCCCUUAGAAUACAUACGGUGACUCACCUGUAGUGAUCUCUGCGGUUGCCAAUCCGAUCCUGGUGGCCCUUGGUAAAAACUUUCACUCAUUCUGUAUAUGUAUCCAUUGCCCAGGUCUGGCCAGGUCCCAACGUGUACCCCGAUUUCACAAACCCAGAGACAUUGGAUUGGUGGCAUGACAUGGUAAAGAGUUUCCACGACCAGGUGCCUUUUGAUGGGAUGUGGCUAGUAAGUAACCAUUCUCCUUGCAUUCUAUUGUGUAAAGUUAUAGAAUCUAUCAUCUGAUCAUAUAUGCAAUAGCCGAGAUCAGACGAAAAAAAGAGAGAACAUUCAGUGAAAUCAGCCACUAUGAUUAUAUUGUGCGUUAGAGAUUACUUAGCCAAUGUAUGCUCAAUGAGAUAAUGGCUGGGAGGCACGCAUUGUGUCAACACGUCGUGGGGACCGUAGCAGUAAGAGUAACUACCUGGGGGCGACAGAGAUAUAUGAAAGCAGAGAAUUAUAUAGCCACAUGGGGGCAGGAAUGUGAUAUAUGGCCACAGGAGGUUGUUAGAGAGUUAUAUGACCACCCUCGGGUAGCAGAGAGACAAGUGACCACAUGGGGGCAGGAGAGAGAUAAAAGGCAACACGGGGGCAGCAAAGAGAUAUUUGGACACCUGGGAGCAGCAAUAGAUAAAUGGCCACAUGGGGGCAGGAGAGAGAUAAAUGGCCACACUGGGGACAAGAGAGAGAUAAAUGGCCACACUGGGGCAGCAGAGGGAUAUAUGGACUAG
Molecule: messenger RNA, 11423 nt
Organism: Pelobates cultripes (western spadefoot toad)
Lineage: Eukaryota; Metazoa; Chordata; Amphibia; Anura; Pelobatidae
Source: the annotation of a GenBank genome assembly